This is a messenger RNA of Megalops cyprinoides (Indo-Pacific tarpon), 2592 nucleotides long. RefSeq names its product putative RNA-binding protein 15B. Gene Ontology annotation, molecular function: mRNA binding. NCBI's taxonomy places the organism in Eukaryota, Metazoa, Chordata, Actinopteri, Elopiformes, Megalopidae. The record is from RefSeq and is a predicted model, not a curated record. Bases 22 to 2592 code for a protein of 856 amino acids. Gene Ontology annotation, cellular component: nucleus. The transcript has a single exon. Gene Ontology annotation, biological process: regulation of alternative mRNA splicing, via spliceosome.
UGCAGGCUCGCGGAUGCUCUUAUGUUUUAUGUUUGUUUUUGUUUUUUAAAUCGGAAUAUAAGCCAGGGCCAUCGGAGCCGCGUGUUUUGUUUUAACUACGUGCAUAUUUUAUGUGCAGCGCCUGCAGAAACCAAGGAUAUAUCGAUUUGUUUUGCAGGUAAAAGGAAAAAAAGUUUGAGCAUCAUUCAAAAUAAAAUGAAGAGACAGGCCGAGCGGGACUCGAGUCCGACAAGAGCGAUAGCGAAGCGUAUACGGGAGCGGGAUCGGGACCGCGACGGCAGCCGCCGGGAGGACGUCGUACCCCCGCCUCUCGCUGCAUUGCUGUCCGAAAGCCGAAAUUACCACAAGCACCAGGCUCGCAGCCGGAGCAGGGAGAGGGACAGACUCCGGCUGCGGGAGGAGCGCGGUGCGGCGGACUCUCUGCACCGGCAGCAUCACCGCGACCUCGGGCUCAGCAGCCGCCCUCCGCUGCGGACCACAGCGGUGCUUCCCAAAAGCAAAGCGGCCACCGAGCUGCUGACCGGCCGCGGAGGCGGCGGCGGGCUGGAAUAUAAGACUUUGCUCAUCAGCAACCUGGGUUCGCAGCUGUCAGACGAGCAAGUGGAGGACGGAUUGUUCCACGAGUUUAAAAAGUUCGGGGACGUGAGCGUGAAGCUCUCCCACACGCCGGAACUGGGUCGGGUCGCCUACGUGAAUUUCAGGCACCCGGACAACGCCAAGGAGGCCCGGCGUUCCAAGGCGAGGUUAGUGAUGUACGAUCGCCCGCUCAAAGUGGAGGCAGUGUACGUGCGACGGCGCAGCUGCACGCCGCCCGACGCGGGCUACGCGCCUUUGCACGGCCCUUACCCCUACAGACAGCGGUCCCUGUCUCCGGGGGCAAACAAAAUGCGCGACGCCAGAGCCCGGCAUUACGCCGCGGAGGGGCUGGGGUUGAGCCGGGACCGGGAGCGGGCGUUAGAUUAUUACAGCAUGCUGGAUGAAAGGGCGCGGGCGCUAGCGUACCAGCCGCCGGAGGAGGACUUAAUGCCGGAGGACGACCAAAGGGCCACCAGGAACUUAUUUAUUGGUAACCUGGACCACAACGUGUCGGAGGCGGAGCUCCGCAGGGGUUUUGACAAGUAUGGGAUUAUCGAAGAGGUGGUGAUCAAACGGCCAGCGCGAGGGCAGGGUGGUGCGUAUGCCUUCCUCAACUUCCAGAACCUGGACAUGGCGCACCGGGCCAAGGUGGCCAUGUCGGGCCGCGUGUUUGGUGGAAACCCGGUGAAGAUCGGCUACGGGAAGCCCAACCCGACCACGCGUCUGUGGGUGGGGGGCCUGGGGCCGGGGGCGUCGCUGGCAGCCCUGGCGAGGGAGUUCGACCGCUUCGGCAGCAUCCGCACCAUUGACUACGUGAAGGGCGACAGCUUUGCCUACAUCCAGUACGAGAGCCUGGACGCGGCACAGGCGGCGUGCGCACAGAUGCGGGGGUUUCCGCUGGGGGGUCCCGACCGCAGGCUGCGCGUCGACUUCGCCAAGGCGGAGGAGCCGCGCAGCUACACGCCGCAGUACGCGCCCCCGCCGCUGCCGCCGCACUACGACCUGCUGGCAGAUGGGUACGGCUGGCACCGCGGCCUGGCGCAGGAGCUGCGGGCGCGAGACCGCACCCCACCCCACGCCCUCUUCCCCGAGCGCGACAGGGACAGGCCUUUCCUGGACCGGGCCGACUGGGCCGGCGCCUCUGACGCGCUGGAGGCGUUCGGGCGGGGCCGGGCACGCAGCCGGAGCCGGGAGCGCUGGGACAGGGAGCGGGAGGCGGAGCGCGGGACGAGCAAGGGGUGGGAGGAGCGUCGCAAGCGCAGGAGCCUGUCCAGUGAGAGGGCGUGUGAGGACAGGGGACGGGGCAAAGCGCGGGCGCAGCCGCCUGAGGCCCCCGACCGCAGCCCCAACGAGCCGCCCGCCGAGCCCCCGGAGCCGCCCGCCGAGGACCGCGCCACGCCCGGCGGCCGGGACGAGCCCGAGCGGAACCACCGGCCCAGCGAGGCCGAGGCGGAGCAGCCCGACCCCAGGAAACCCGGCUCGCUGGCAGAGUUCGCGCAGACGUUGCCUGCCGCCUGGCACGGCAGCCUGGUGUUGAAGAACAGCAGCUUUCCCACCAGCAUGCACCUGCUGGAGGGCGGGGCCGGCUUCCUGUCCGCCCUGCUCAGGGACCAGGCUGCGCCUGCAGGUCACGUCGCCCAGUUGAAGAUCGCGCAGCGCCUGCGGCUGGACCAGCCCAAGUUGGACGAAGUGACGCGGCGGAUGAAGCAGGGUGGGGCAGAGGGCUACGCGGUGCUGCUGGCGGUGCAGGGGCCCCUGGACCGGGGCGCGGCCCCGCCCGAACCCGGCCUGCAGACGCGCCUUCUGCGCAACCUGGUCACCUACCUCAGGAACAAGCAGGCGGCGGGCGUCAUCGGGCUGCCUGCCGGAGGCGCCAGGGAGCGGGAGGUGGGGGGGAUGCUCUACGCCUUCCCGCCCUGCGAAUUCUCCCAGCAGUACCUCCAGACUGCUCUCAGCGCCCUCGGCAAGGUGGAGGAGGAGCACCUUGUAGUCAUAAUAGUCAAAGAUUCAGUUUAA